AUGCUGACGGCAGUGUGGGUUGUCGCUUUUCGAUUCGCCAUAGUUCGACAGCUCUUCCCGAAAAAAACUUAUUACUUAGCUGCAGUAAUGUUUGCCGUUGGUUAUUCCCUCAUGUUCGUUUGUUACUUGUUGAUAUUGCUUACUUUGGUCAGGGGAAGGAAACGAAAGGGCCGUCUGGGAGCGCAAUCAUCCAUUGAUGUCAAUUUGAAAGUCGAACGGCGUGUUGCACUAACACUGGCUAUUGUGAUCAUUUUGUUUUCUGUCACCUGGUUUCCGUUGAUUGCUGUUUUUUUCAUCACAGGAAAAUCUCUGGUUGAAAAGUAUGGUCCAGCAUACAUGUGGAUUAGAUCUUUGGCUCUCUCUAACUCUGCUAUGAACUUCGUUGUUUACAGCGCAAGAAUUCGAGACUUCCGCGAUGCCUAUAUCUCGAUAUCCCGCAAGAUGUUCGGUUGCUGA
Messenger RNA from Pocillopora meandrina, 456 nucleotides. The record is from the annotation of a GenBank genome assembly. Lineage: Eukaryota; Metazoa; Cnidaria; Anthozoa; Scleractinia; Pocilloporidae.